AUGGCGACAGCCAUCUCGCUCUCGCUCUCGUACGCUCGACUCCGCACCUCCGCUCCUCGCACGCCGUGUCUCCGGCGCGUGCCCGCCUCGGGAUCUUGCGGCCCCUUCCCGCGACUCUGCCGCCGGUCGCUGCGCGUCUCAGCUGCGGCGGGGGCUUCGCCCCUCGACGCCGGCAACCCCGCGUGGGACGCUCUCGACGGCGUCUCGGUCUUCGCCGCGGGCACCGGCGACGCCGUCCCGCUCAGGGACCUGUGGGACUCCACCGAGGGCGUGGCCGUGGUGGCGCUGCUGAGGCAUUUCGGAUGCUUCUGCUGCUGGGAGCUGGCCUCUGAUCUGAAGAACUCCAUGGAGAAAUUCGAGUCCGCGGGCGCUAAACUGAUCGCCAUCGGCGUUGGCACCUCUGAUAAAGCACGAAUUCUGGCCGAUCGGCUGCCGUUUCCUUCGGAUAGCUUGUACGCCGACCCGGAGCGCAAGGCUUACGAUGUCCUGGGCCUGUACCACGGAAUAGGCCGGACCCUCUUCAGUCCAGCUAGUGCUAAAAUAUACACGAGGCUCGACUCCAUCAAGGAGGCGACAAAGAACUACACGCUGCAAGGCACACCAUCUGACCUGACGGGUGUCAUGCAGCAGGGUGGAAUGUUCGUGUUCAGAGGGAAAGAGCUGUUGUACGCAUGGAGAGACGAAGGGACCGGCGAUCACGCACCUUUGGAUGAUGUCCUCGGCGUUUGCUGCAAAGUUCCUGCUACCUGACGUUGGCAUCAGAUCAUUUGCCUCACAUUGCUCUGUCCAAAAUAAUCUAACGUCCAAGUAUUGUAGGGCAAAUCAUCAAAAGGAACUUUGAUAGCUUCAGAGAAACAGAGGAAAUUCCAUAUUCUCUUCGGUUGCACCAAACGUCCAACCCAACUGAUUAGUAUUGCUGAUUCACGUGGAUAUAGAUAUCUGUGACUGCCAUAUGAUAGAUGCAUAUUUUCCUAUUUGAUUAGUUCUUCUCA
This is a messenger RNA of Lolium rigidum, 992 nucleotides long. Its product is annotated as prostamide/prostaglandin F synthase-like. The transcript is spliced from 7 exons. Gene Ontology annotation, molecular function: antioxidant activity. The record is from RefSeq and is a predicted model, not a curated record. Bases 1 to 750 code for a protein of 249 amino acids. Lineage: Eukaryota; Viridiplantae; Streptophyta; Magnoliopsida; Poales; Poaceae.